Messenger RNA from Phyllotreta striolata, 2790 nucleotides. Lineage: Eukaryota; Metazoa; Arthropoda; Insecta; Coleoptera; Chrysomelidae. The record is from the annotation of a GenBank genome assembly.
AUGUCCAGCACGCCACCUAAUAAUCGGAAUGGUGCGCAAAAAAUCAGAUUAACAAUUCUAUGUGCGAGGAAUUUAGUGAGGAAGGAUUUAUUCCGGCUUCCGGAUCCUUUCGCAAAGAUAUCAGUAGACGGUAGCGGGCAAAGUCAUUCAACUGAGCCGGUCAAAAAUACUUUAGACCCCAAAUGGAAUUCCCAUUACGAUUUGUACAUUAGCAAGAACGAUAAUAUCACAAUAUCGAUAUGGAACCACAGGAAAGUACACAAGAAACAAGGCAGCGGUUUUUUGGGUUGCGUUCGUAUCGUCAAUAAUCUUAUACAAAGGCUCAAAGACACCGGAUAUCAAUGCUUGGAUUUGGGCAAAGCUAACGCCGAAGAUGAACCGGUUAAAGGUCAAAUAAUCGUAUCUUUACUAUCGAGAGACGGCCCUUGCGGGGGCACUCCUUUAGCCAUCGUCGGCCCUUUAGGGGAUUUAAGAGGACCAGCGGAUCUCGAAAACUUAAACGCACCCGCGGAAUUGCCCACGGGCUGGGAGGAACGGAGAACCCCGAACGGUCGCCCGUACUACGUUAAUCACAUCACGAAAUCCACCCAAUGGGUUCGACCUCUAACCAACAACAAACCCAAACCCAACAGAACCAGAGUGAACAACAACAACGCGCAUUUCAACCCCGAUAACAACAACGAAGAAGCCACCAGGAACGUAGAACCGGUCAAUAAUAACGUACCGUCGACGCCGGAAACAUCACAACCACCCGCAACUCCCUGUUCGAGCACUUCGAUAAUCAAUUCGCAAGCCGAAAGGUUGUCGCCGAUGCAAGUCGCACCGACGGUUUCCGCCCAACAGUAUUCCGACCAACGGUUCCCGAUAUCUUAUCCGACCUCGACGGCCGUGGUUCCGGCCCCGAACAACAUCAGCUGUAACGUUCCGGUAGCCGUAACGAACAAGGCCGCCCCCGCUUUGGUGGGCAGCCCCCAACAGAGGGUAUCGACGAGAGAGAGGCGCCCGAGGCCCGGCAACGAGGACCGAAGGGAGGGCAGCAGCCGAAGGAGGCAGGGAAGGAACAGGAAUUCGGCGAACGGAGGACCGUCCGGUUCGAAUGGUUUAAUAGACGGCGCCAUGAUGGAUUUACCGCCUGGUUACGGUGAGUUUGUCGGGUGUAAUCGGUCGAUGUGUGAGCGGUUUGUUUUGGUAGAAUUGAGGACGACUCAACAAGGACAAGUGUAUUUUUUCCACAUACCUACGGGGGUGUCGACUUGGCACGAUCCGAGGAUACCUAAGGAUUUGACCAGCUUGGAUUUGGAUAAUUUGGGGCCGCUACCGCCCGGUUGGGAAAUGAGACAGACCAGUUCCGGACGGAUAUACUUCGUGGAUCACAACAAACGAACAACCCAAUUCACCGAUCCCCGAUUGAACUCCCAAAUACUGAACAACAUACUCAGAAGGAACGGACACAACGAAGCGAACAAUCAAAUUACAACUAGCAAUGUCGCGCCGAGCACCGCAAGUGCUACCGAGGCGGACGGUCAAGCCUCUUCGCACCAUUCGAAUCCCGAUCCGGUGAGGGUGCGCACGGAGCGCGUCCGCAACGAAGACCUGCCGCCCAGCCUGCUCAACGAGUCCGAGCAUCUGCCGAAAUACAGACGGGAUCUCGUCGCCAAAUUGAAAGUACUCAGGGCCGAGUUGAAUUCGUUGCAACCGCAGAGCGGCCAUUGUCGCUUGGAGGUGUCCCGGAGCGAGAUAUUCGAAGAGAGUUAUAGACUUAUAAUGAAAAUGCGUCCGAAAGACAUGCGAAAAAGACUAAUGGUGAAAUUCCGCGGCGAAGAGGGCCUCGAUUACGGCGGCGUGGCGCGAGAAUGGUUGCAUUUGCUGUCGCGCGAGAUGCUCAAUCCGCAAUACGGCCUCUUCCAAUACAGCAGGGACAAUCACUACACGUUGCAGAUCAAUCCCGAUUCCUCGAUCAAUCCCGAACACCUGUCGUAUUUCCAUUUCGUCGGAAGAAUACUGGGCAUAGCGGUGUUCCACAAUCACCAAUUGGAAGGCGGCUUUACGUUGCCCUUCUACAAGCAGCUGUUGAACAAACAGAUUAUCCUGCAGGACAUCGAAGGAGUCGAUCCCGAAUUGCACAGAAGUCUCACCUGGAUGUUGGAAAACAACAUCAACGGUGUGCUCGAUACGACGUUUUCCGUCGAAAACAACAGCUUCGGAAUGGUGAAAGUGCACGAAUUGAAACCGGGCGGAGCCGCCAUCGCCGUAACGGAAGAGAACAAACGGGAAUACGUUAAAUUGUACGUAAACUAUCGCUUUAUGCGCGGCAUCGAACAACAAUUUCUCGCCCUGCAAAAGGGCUUCUCCGAAUUGAUUCCUUCCACGUCGCUCAGACCGUUCGACGAAAGAGAAUUGGAACUCGUCAUCAGCGGUAUCGGUUCCAUCGAUAUAGCCGAUUGGCGUUCGCACACGAGAUUGAAGCAUUGCACGCCCGAAACGGCGGUGGUGCAAUGGUUCUGGCAGGCGGUGGAGUCCUAUUCGGAGGAGAUGCGGGCGCGUCUGUUGCAAUUCGUGACGGGCAGUUCGCGGGUGCCUUUGCAGGGUUUCAAGGCGUUGCAGGGCAGCACGGGGGCGGCGGGGCCGCGGUUGUUUACCAUCCAUUGCGUGGACGUGUCGCCGCAGAAUUUGCCCAAGGCCCAUACGUGUUUCAACAGGAUCGACGUGCCGCCGUACGAAACCUAUCAGGUGCUGUUGGAGAAGCUGACGCAGGCUGUCGAGGAGACUUGCGGUUUCGCCGUCGAGUGA